Messenger RNA from Styela clava, 4376 nucleotides. NCBI's taxonomy places the organism in Eukaryota, Metazoa, Chordata, Ascidiacea, Stolidobranchia, Styelidae. The record is from RefSeq and is a predicted model, not a curated record.
AAAUGAAUUUUAGAAAAAAUGGUAACAGGUUUUUGUACUUUGGAACUGAUACUAAGCUACUGGGUCCAUAUUUGCUGCCCUUUUUUCAUCUGUUGAAAAUCCUUAUAAUUUACUAAUAAUUACUGUUAAAAAUAUUUAAUGCCUGGUGGUAAUUUGGUUGUCUUACUGUUCAGCAUUUGUGCACCAUUCAGAGUGAAUAUAUAAUUUUUUUCUUUCUUUUAUUAAGUGUUUUGUGAGAUCUAUUAAUACUUGGGAACACGGAUAAACCUGGUUGCUACAAUACAUCUCUUACAAUUGCCUCUGUGAGUGGUGGGAAGGUAGCAUUGUCAUCAUGUCUCUAUUCAAGAAGUCACAAAAAAGUCCGGCAGAGGUGGUGAAAAGUCUUGUGGCAUCUUUGACAUUGCUAGAUAAACACAAAGGAGAAAAAAAGGCAGAAAAGGCUUCUGAAGAUGUUCUUAAACAAUUGCAAGCUAUGAAGAUGAUCUUACAUGGAACUGAAAAUCAUGAACCAAAUGCUGAGAUUGUUGCUCAGCUCGCGCAAGAAGCUUACAACAAUCAUUUACUAUUUAAAAUGAUUAACUAUCUGCAUCUUAUUGAUUUCGAGGGAAAGAAAGAUACUACACAGAUAUUUAACAAUUUACUUCGCCGCCAGAUUGGCACCAGAACUCCAACAGUCGAAUAUAUAUUAUCCAACACAACAAUUGUUACUUCUCUUAUUGAUGGAUAUGAAUCUCCAGACAUUGCACUUCAAUGUGGUCAGAUGUUGAGAGAAUGCCUUCGUCAUGAACCUCUUGCAAAACUUGUUCUCGAUUCCGAUUUAUUCUAUAAGUUCUUCAAUUACGUUGAAGUUUCGACUUUUGAUAUUGCUUCUGAUGCAUUCUCUACAUUUAAGGACCUUCUUACCAGAUACAAGAUAUUGUGCGUCGAAUUUUUAGAUUCAAAUUACGACAAGUUUUUUGAGAGGUACACCAAGUUACUGAAUUCCGAAAACUAUGUAACAAGGAGACAGUCUUUGAAGCUCCUUGGUGAACUACUACUUGAUCGUCAUAACUUCACAAUUAUGACAAGAUAUAUAAGCAGCCCUGACAACCUCAAACUUAUCAUGAAUUGUUUGAGAGACAGAAGCAAAAAUAUACAGUUCGAAGCUUUUCAUGUGUUCAAGGUUUUUGUUGCAAACCCAAAGAAAUCGCAACCAAUUCUUGAUAUUUUGAUAAAAAACCAACAAAAACUUCUUGAGUUUCUUCCAAAGUUUCACAGUGAUCGGACUGACGAUGACCAGUUUAAUGACGAAAAAGCAUAUCUGAUAAAACAGAUAAAAGAACUGAAACCAGUAGCUGAAUGUUGAGCAACCAAUACCACAGGUAAUAUGCAAGAGUAAUUAUGAUAUGUUACCCUCUUCCAUAUAGAUGUAACUAUUCUUUAUCACUCUGUGUAAAAAAGCAAUUCGUCAUAUUACUGCAUUCAACAAGGGAUAUUGUUUCUAUCCCAGAGAAUACAGGUAAAUGGUGCGAAUAAAAACACUGAAAUAAUACAUGAGUUCGAUAUCAUGGAAUCCAGGUAGAAUGACAGCUGUCAUAAAUUGGAACAAAUCUCUCCUGAUGUACAGUAUAUUACGCAAGUGAAUUGUGUUCUUGAUUUGAUUGGCAAAGAUGCUAACAUAAGACUCAUCUGAUGCAGUAGGAUUCAACUGUUCUUUUGUUGAUAUAUUAUUUCAAUGCAAAAUCGAGUCUUUAUUACAUUUUAUAUUAUUAAAACUUAUUGAAUUUAGCCAGAAAUAGUAGAACUACUUUGUUUUCAUUUCAUUUGAGUGUUUUGGUGUUAUUAUUUUUCUUUUAUAAUCUGGCUUCAAGUAUUUGCUGCUAUAUUCGUAAUAGAUAUCAUACACUUAACUCAUUUACAAUUAUCUGCUUGAAUAGAAUCAGAAAGCCAAUCAAAUAUAUAGCAGGCCCGCAGAACGCAUCUUGUGGUGAAUAAUUUUUGAAGUUUACUCAAUGUAAUUAGUGCUACUUAAUAUGUGGAGAGGAACAGCAUAAUACAUUUCUCAGUAGCUCAACUAACUAUUAUGGUUAAUCACAUGGGCUAACAUUGUUUACUUUAACUGACUCAUGAAAAUUUCUCUGUUUGUUGAUGGUUGUCCCGAUAUUUAGUGUUGCCACUUUUUUGAAAUGACAGUGCUUUAUAUCUAUAUGAUAGACUUUAAAGCCUUAAGGCAUUGUGUCAUCGUCCAUAUGCUGUGAGCUCACCUGUAUAAUGGAAUGUUAAAAUAAUAUGAAUAGAUUUUCAAUUUAAUUAAUGCAAAAUAAGAGUGACUUUACUGCUUGUUGCCAUCAUUUUAGACCAUUUCUCUUUUAAAUUCCUGUGCAUUGUUUAUAUGAAUAACUUUUUUUAAGGUUGUGCUCAGUGCUUGAAAAAUGUGAAAAUGUGAUUCAUGAAAAUAUGCCAGUACCAUGACAAAAAUUAUCUGUAAAAUUGUAAUCUAAUCAAAAAGAUUUAAACUUGGAUCUUUCAAUGUAUAUUGUGUGCUCUCCUCAUGGUUUAUAUUGAUGCAUACAGAAUAUUUGAAGUGACAAAAUUAAAUUUAACAACAAAUAUGAUUUUUCUGUCAAAUUUGUUUAUUUCCCAAGUCUAUUAUCGUAACUAUUACGUUCAGUCUACUAUGUGAUUGGUAAUAAAUUGUUUAUUCAUGCUUUAAUUCUAUGCUUGUUUUGUUUAUUUACAUUUUUUCUUUGUUAUUAAUAAUUAGUCAAAUUAGUGAAUUUCACGUAUUUAUUUUUUCGCCUUUCUGACUGCUAGUAUAAUGAAUAUCACUUUAUGUAAAGAUGAAUUUAUAUUUCCAUCUAUUUGAAAUCUUAGUUUCAUUAAAAUUUUUUGUUCCAUUCUAUGAAUAACCACAGUCACCCUUAACUUCACCAAGAUGGCAGACUUAUUUGUAUUAUCCUUUACUGAAUUGACUUUAUGAUUUAGGACUAGGAGUAUGUAUCAAAUUUUAGAAUGUGGGAAUGCAUGGGAGACGUAUACAAAUUUAAAUUUUCUUAUGUCGUUUGGGAAUAAUAUAGAAUGAAAAAUGGGAAAAUUUUUCCAGGCCAAAGCAUUGCAGUCUGUAUUGCAAUCAUUUCAUCUCACUCAAUUACAAUCAAAAGUUGUAUAGCAUUUUCCAGUCAUAGUGUGUUAUUUUAUUUUUAUGACAUGUUUAUCCAGUAAUGAACUGCCAAGCUUGUAAUGGUUAGUAUCAACUCAUAUACAAGGCAGGGCAUUUUAUAUUUUUGAGUGGUGUGUGAAUUAUUUCCCCUGAUUUGUAAAAUAAGUGCAAAGGUUAUCACAUAUAGUUAUCCCCCCUAUAAUUUUUGCCAUAUUACUGCACAUGAAUAAAUGCACUGUAUGUGAUAUAUUAAGGUGAUACACACAGUUGCUUUUUUUCUUUUCCAAUAAUGAAAACAUUUGUAAGGCUACAUCUAUAUUGAACUAAUGUAUAUUUGCUUUAGGUUUUAUAUUAGAAAUUGGUUUAUUUCAAUACCUUGAGAAAGAUCCAAUUCCAUAUUCAAUUUUAUAACAACUUGUAUAUAUAAAGAAACAAUGUUUCGAUCCAAUUUACUAUUUGUUGUAUGCAAUUUCUGUAACCUAGCUGCGUGACAUCUGAGACAUGCUAGGUUAAGUUUUAUAAAAAAUUUUAGUAUAAUAUCAUAUUUCAAUUUAUUUAUGUCCUAUUAAAAUUGUAGUCUGACUGCUUGAUAUCAAGGCUUGAGUGACUUCGCUGAUCAAAACUUCUCACUGAAAUUUUCAAAUUCUUCUUCAUAGAUACCAUAAUUACAAAACAAUUUUCAUGAUAUAGAAAAAGUGCCUGUGCCAUACUUUGAUAAGCUGUUCGCUUUAGAAUAUUGAUUUUUAUUCAUAACAACCGGUCUAAUAUUAUUUAGUCCAAUAAAUUGUCAUGGAUGUAGUCAAUCAUUUGUUUAUUGAUGAUUUUCUAAAAGAGCCCAAUUCUUCCAGUAGUAAUCUUGAUUCAAUUAAAGCCAUACCUCCCUUCGAAAUCAAGCCUUUAAUGACCUGGACCUGAACGCACUUUCCAGAAAUCCAGAUGAUUGACAACAAGGAUGUUUUUUCGAUACCCCUCAUUUCGCUAGGCAAUUUUUUUUUACUGAUAAAACUUGAGGAGUAUAUCUAUGUUAGAAGUCAUUUGUUUCAUAUAGGUUUUUGAUUCAUCCCGAGGUUGUCUAUAUGAAUGAACAUUUAAAACAUCUUCAUUGAUUUCAGUUUCUGGUGUUGAAGUCGCUAAUGCUUUUGUAGUAUGCUGUUGGCUAAAUGACUGUUUUCACACUUUGUUUGAAUGUUGUUGAUUGUGUAUUUAUGAAUGAAGAAGUAAAAUAUCGCAGAAAGAA